This is a messenger RNA of Leptonychotes weddellii (Weddell seal), 9215 nucleotides long. Lineage: Eukaryota; Metazoa; Chordata; Mammalia; Carnivora; Phocidae. The record is from RefSeq and is a predicted model, not a curated record.
UUCCAGGAGACUGGACCCCAAGGAGCCCCCGGGUAGCCAGAGAGCAGCUUCCCCAACCCCGAAGCAGGCUUCUGCUACUGCUCCCGGUCGCGAGAGCCCCCGGGAGACAAGGGCGCAGGGCCCAGCAGGCCAGGAGGCUGAUGGCCCCCGCAGGACGCUGCAGGUAGACAGCAGGACGCAGAGAUCAGGGCGGUCCCCCUCUGUGUCACCGGACAGAGGCAGCACCCCCACAUCACCCUACUCCGUCCCCCAGAUCGCCCCCCUUCCCAGCAGCACGCUGUGUCCCAUAUGUAAGACCUCGGACCUCACGUCGACCCCCAGCCAGCCAAACUUCAACACCUGCACCCAGUGUCACAACAAGGUCUGCAACCAGUGUGGGUUCAACCCCAACCCUCACCUCACCCAGGUGAAGGAGUGGCUCUGUCUGAACUGCCAGAUGCAGAGGGCUCUGGGGAUGGACAUGACCACCGCGCCUCGCUCCAAGAGCCAGCAGCAGCUGCACUCCCCAGCCCUGUCUCCUGCCCAGUCCCCAGCCAAACAGCCCCUGGGGAAGCCGGAGCCAGAGAGAUCGCAGGGCCCAGGGGCACCACAGCCCGGCCCCUGCCAGGCUGAGACAGCCAGGGCCACCACAGUGCCGGGGCCUGCCCAAGCAGCUGCCCCUCCGGAGAUGGGGAGAGCGUCUCCUCAGCCCCUUCUCCCUGUCAAGCCUUCCACAGCGGAGCCCAGGCCACCUGCAGGAGAGGCCCUGGCCAAAAGUGCUACCACGGUGCCCUCGGGGCCUGGUGCUGCUGAGCAGACCCAGGAGGGCCUCACCGGGAAGCUCUUUGGCCUUGGUGCAUCCCUGCUGACCCAGGCGAGUACCCUCAUGUCUGUGCAGCCUGAGGCUGAGCCCCAGGGCCAGGCUGCCCCCAGCAAAGGGCCACCUAAGAUCGUCUUCAGUGAUGCCAGCAAGGAAGCUGGCCCGAGACCCCCAGGCUCAGGGCCUGGGCCUGGGCCGGCACCUGGAGCCAAAACCGAGCCUGGAGCUAGAACAGGUCCUGGACUGGGACCUGGAGCCCCGGCAAGAACUGGGGGAACCACCAGUCCAAAGCAUGGCAGAGCGGAACACCAGGCCGCCACCAAGGCCACUGCCAAGCCAAAGACCAUGCCGAAGGAAAGGGCCACCUGCCCACUGUGCCAAGCUGAGCUCAAUGUGGACAGCAAGGGUCCCGCCAACUACAACACCUGUACCACCUGCAAGCUCCAGGUGUGCAACCUGUGUGGCUUCAACCCCACGCCCCACCUGGUAGAGAAAACCGAGUGGCUCUGCCUGAACUGCCAAACUAAGCGGCUGCUAGAGGGAAGCCUGGGAGAGCCGACCCCCCUGCCGCUGCCCACCUCUCAACAGCCCCCUGCAGGGGCCCCUCUCCGGGCACCUGGAGCAGCCCCUCCGAAGCAGAAAGGGCCACAGGGGCCGGCCCAGCCAUCAGGCCCCCCGCCUGCCAAGGCCAGUCCCCUGCCCACCAAGGCCAGCCCCCAGGCUAAGCCCCUCAGGGCUUCUGAACCCAGCAGGACCCUGAGUGGUGCCCAGGAAAAGAAGACAGGAAUCCCAGCUAAAGCCGAGCCUGGGCCGAAACCACCUCCAGAGACUACCCUGCCCCCUGGGACUCCCAAAGGAAAGACAGGGCCCCGGAGGACUGAACCUGCCACCCCUGUCGUCAGGGCCGUUCCAGAAGCCCCCAGGGGUGGGGAGUCAGAGGAGCUGGUGGGCAAGCCGUACUCUCAGGACCCAUCCCGGAGCCCACAGAGCCUCAGCGACACAGGCUACUCCUCCGACGGCAUCUCCAGCUCCCAGAGCGAGAUCACAGGCGUCGUACAGCAGGAGGUGGAGCAGCUGGACAGCGCGGGGGUGACAGGGCCUCGCCCGCCCAGCCCCUCCGAGCUCCACAAGGUGGGGAGCAGCAUGAGACCUUCGCUGGAGGCCCAGGGCCCGGCCCCCAGGGGCGAGCCGAGCAAGCCGCCCAGGAGCCGUAGGGACGAGCAGAAGCGGAGGCCCCACUCCUUGUCCAUCAUGCCCGAGGCCUAUGACUCCGACGAGGAGCUGGAGGAUAUCCUGGAGGAAGAGGAAGACUCCCUGGAGUGGGGGCACCAGAGGGAGCAGCAGGACACAGCCGAGUCCUCAGACGACUUCGGCAGCCAGCUGAGACACGACUACGUGGAGGACAGCAGUGAGGGUGGCUUGUCCCCUCUCCCACCCCAGCCCCCAGCCCGGGCCGCAGAACUGACUGACGAGGAGUUCAUGCGACGGCAGAUACUGGAGAUGAGCGCCGAGGAAGACAACCUGGAAGAGGAGGACGCCACCGCCUCCGGCCACGGCCUGGCCAAACCUAGCGCCCAGAAGGGCGGCCCCAGGCCCCGGCCUGAGCCCAGCCAAGACCCAGCGGCUCCGCCGAAGAGACGUCUGCCGCACAAUGCCACCACGGGCUACGAGGAGCUGCUCCCUGAGGGAGGCCCAGCCGAGGCCGGCGACAGCACUGGGGCCCUGCAGGGGGGGCUGCGCCGCUUCAAGACCAUUGAGCUCAACAGCACGGGCAGCUAUGGCCACGAGCUGGACCUGGGCCAAGGCCCUGACCCCAGCCUGGAGCGGGAGCCCGAGCUGGAGAUGGAGAGCCUGACGGGCUCGCCUGAGGACCGCUCCCGCGGGGAGCACUCCUCCACGCUGCCGGCCUCCACGCCCAGCUACACUUCCGGCACCUCUCCCACCUCCCUGUCCUCACUGGAGGAGGACAGCGACAGCAGCCCCAGCCGACGGCAGCGGCUGGAAGAAGCAAAGCAGCAGCGCAAGGCCCGGCACCGCUCCCACGGGCCCCUGCUGCCCACCAUCGAGGACUCCUCGGAGGAGGAGGAGCUGCGGGAGGAGGAGGAGCUGCUGCGGGAGCAGGAGAAGAUGCGGGAGGUAGAGCAGCAACGCAUCCGCAGCACUGCCCGCAAGACGCGGCGAGACAAGGAAGAGCUGCGGGCCCAGCGGCGGCGUGAGCGCUCCAAGACUCCCCCGAGCAACCUGUCACCCAUCGAGGAUGCCUCCCCAACGGAGGAGCUGAGGCAGGCGGCCGAGAUGGAGGAGCUCCAUCGCUCCUCCUGCUCCGAGUACUCGCCCUCCCCUUCCCUCGACUCAGAGGCUGAAGCCCUGGACGGUGGCCCCAGCCGGCUCUACAAGUCGGGCAGUGAGUACAACCUGCCCACCUUCAUGUCCCUCUACUCGCCAACUGAGACGCCCUCGGGCAGCGCGGCCACUCCCGGCGCGGGCCGGCCCCUCAAAAGCGCGGAAGAGGCCUAUGAGGAGAUGAUGCGCAAGGCCGAGCUGCUCCAGCGGCAGCAGGGGCAGGUGGCAGGCGGCCCCUCUCAGCCCACCGGCCCCCGGAGCCAGGGCGCCUUUGAGUACCAGGACACCCCCGACCAAGACUAUGGCCGGGCUGCGCAGCCUGCCCCCGAGGGCACACCGGCCAGCCUGGGGGCCGCCGUGUACGAGGAGAUCCUUCAGACGUCACAGAGCAUUGCCCGCAUGCGGCAGGCCUCCUCCCGGGACCUGGCCUUUGCCGAGGACAAGAAGAAGGAGAAGCAGUUUCUGAAUGCCGACAGUGCGUACAUGGACCCAAUGAAGCAGAAUGGCGGCCCACUCACGCCUGGCACCAGUCCCACCCAGCUCGCUGCCCCCGUGUCCUUCUCCACCUCCACCUCCUCAGACAGUAGUGGUGGCCGAGUCAUUCCUGAUGUCCGCGUUACUCAGCAUUUUGCAAAGGAGCCUCAGGACCCUCUCAAGCUUCACAGCUCCCCUGCAUCCCCCAGCUCUGCCUCCAAGGAGGUAGGCGUAUCUUUCUCCCAGGGCCCUGGCACCCCGGGCACCACAGCCGUGGCUCCUUGUCCCGCCAGCCUGUCACGAGGUUACGUGACUCCCACCUCCCCAGCAGGCUCUGAGCGCAGCCCUUCACCAUCUUCUGUAGGCCGUAGCUACGGACAGAGCCCAGCCACUGCAAACUAUGGGUCCCAAACUGAGGAGCUACCCGCGGCCCUCAGCGGCCCCACUGCCAGUGGACGGGUUGCCAGAGACAAGCCCCUGAGUGUGAGUGACGGGGAGAGCGGCCCCCACAAGGCCUCCCGGGGCUAUGCCUACUUCACGGGCUCCAGCCCACCUCUCUCUCCAUCUUCUCCCUCAGAGAGUCCCACGUUCUCCCCUGGCAAGCUGGGCCCAAGGGCCACAGCCGAGUUCUCUACACAGACGCCAAGCCCGACCCCGGCCUUGGACAUGCCUCGGAGCCCUGGUGCUCUGAUCCCAGCACCCAUGGUGGCUCAGGGGACACAAACGCCACACCGACCCAGCACACCUCGCCUGGUGUGGCAGCAGUCCUCUCGGGAGGCCCCCUUUAUGGUCAUCACUUUAGCAUCAGACGCCUCCGGCCAGACCAGAAUGGUACACGCUAGUGCCUCCACCUCCCCAGUGUGUUCACCCACCACCCACAGCUACAGCCAGACGACACCUCCCAGUGCGUCCCAGCUGCCCCCAGAGCCGCCCGGGCCACCUGGCUUCCCACGGGCACCCAGCGCUGGUGCGGACGGGCCCUUGGCAGUAUAUGGCUGGGGCGCCCUCCCUGCUGAGAACAUCUCCCUGUGCCGGAUCUCCUCUGUCCCUGGAACGUCUAGGGUGGAGCCAGGCCCCAGACCUCCGGGCAGUGCCGUGGUAGACCUUCGCACAGCUGUCAAGCCCACACCCAUCAUCCUUACUGACCAGGGCAUGGACCUGACCUCUCUUGCCGUGGAAGCAAGGAAGUAUGGCCUUGCCCUGGAUCCAAUCCCAGGACGGCAGUCGACUGCUGUGCAGCCUUUGGUCAUCAACCUCAACGCCCAGGAGCAGACCCAUGCCUUCCUCAGCACCUCCACCACCAUGAGCAUCACCAUGGCCUCAUCUGUGCUCAUGGCUCAGCAAAAGCAGCCUGUGGUCUAUGGAGACCCCUUCCAGAGCCGGCUUGACUUUGGCCAGGGUGCGGGUAGCCCCGUGUGUCUGGCCCAGGUCAAGCAGGUAGAGCAGGCUGUCCAGACAGCCCCGUACCGAGGUGGGCCCCGUGGAAGACCUAGGGAGCCCAAGUUUGCCAGGUAUAACCUGCCCAACCAGGUAGCCCCUCUAGCCAGAAGGGAUGUUUUAAUCACUCAGAUGGGCACUGCCCAGAGUGUGGGCCUCAAAUCAGGUCCAGUGCCAGAGCCGGGCGCUGAACCCCACCGGACUGCCCCCGCAGAGCUGCGGUCACACGCUAUGCCCGGUGCCAGGAAGCCACACACAGUGGUGGUGCAGAUGGGAGAGGGCACGGCAGGCACUGUGACCACACUGCUCCCGGAGGAGCCCGCAGGUGCCCUGGACCUCACCGGGAUGAGGCCUGAGAGCCAGAUGGCGUGCUGUGACAUGGUCUACAAGUUGCCCUUUGGCAGUAGCUGCACGGGCACCUUCCACCCCACGCCCAGCGCACCUGAGAAGAGUGUGGCGGACAUUGCCCCACCCGGCCAAAGCGGCGGCCCCUUCUACAGUCCCCGGGACGCUGAGCCUCCUGAGCCCCCCAGCUACCGGGCGCAGGGGGUAGCGGGUCCUGGGCCCCACGAGGAGCAGAGGCCCUACCCACAGGGCCUCCACGGCAGGCUAUACUCCUCCAUGUCUGACACCAAUUUGGCUGAGGCUGGCCUCAACUACCAUGCGCACAGGAUUGGGCAGCUCUUCCAGGGCCCUGGACGAGACUCCGCUGUGGAUCUCAGCUCGCUGAAGCACUCCUACAGCCUGGGCUUCGUGGAUGGACGCUACCUUGGGCAGGGCUUGCAGUAUGGCUCAUACACAGACCUGCGUCAUCCCACGGACGUUUGGACUCACCCGCUUCCCAUGCGGCGCUACAGUUCAGUGUCAAACAUCUACUCAGACCACAGGUAUGGCCCGCGGGGAGAUGCCGCUGGCUUCCAGGAAGCCAGCCUGGCCCAGUACAGUGCCACCACCGCCCGUGAGAUCAGCCGCAUGUGUGCUGCCCUCAACUCCAUGGACCAGUAUGGAGGGCGGCAUGGAAGCGGUGGCGGUGGCCCUGACCUCAUGCAGUAUCAGCCUCAGCCCGGGCCUGGGCUCAGCGCCCCCCAGGGUCUGGCUCCCCUCAGACCCGGCCUCCUUGGCAACCCCACCUUCCCAGAGGGCCACCCAGGUCCUGGGAACCUGGCCCAGUACCGGCCUCCGGUCGGCCAGGGAACGGCAAUCAGACAGCUGCUGCCAUCCACAGCCACCGUGCGCGCCGCCGACGGCAUGAUCUACUCAACCAUCAACACUCCAAUUGCUGCCACACUGCCCAUAACCACCCAGCCCGCCUCGGUACUGCGGCCCAUGGUGCGCCGCGGCAUGUACAGGCCUUACGUGUCCGGCGGAGUCACAGCCGUGCCACUCACCAGCCUGACGCGCAUGCCCGUGAUUGCCCCCCGGAUACCUCUUGGGCCCACAGGGCUGUACCGAUAUCCUGCGCCAAGCAGAUUCCCCACUGCUUCCAGUGUUCCACCUGCUGAGGGUCCUGUCUACCUGGGUAAGCCCGCUGCUGCCAAGGCCCCGGGGGCUGGGGGCCCACCAAGGCCAGAGCUGCCUGCAGGGGCGGUUCGGGAAGAGCCUCUCUCCACAGCCACCCCUGCUGCCGCCAAGGAGGCCCUAGCAGCCCCAGCCCCAGCCCCAGCCCCAGCCCCAGCGCCGCUGGCUGGCCAGAAGCCUCCCGUAGAUGCUGCUCCCGGGGGCGGCAGCGGGGCCCUUGGCCGGCCCGGGCUGGAGAAGGAGGACGCCGCGCAGGAGGAGCGGCAGCGGAAGCAGCAGGAGCAGCUGCUGCAGCUGGAGCGGGAGCGGGUGGAGUUGGAGAAGCUGCGGCAGCUGCGGCUGCAGGAAGAGCUGGAGCGGGAGCGCGUGGAGCUGCAGCGGCACCGCGAGGAAGAGCAGCUGCUGGUGCAGCGGGAGCUGCAGGAGCUGCAGACCAUCAAGCACCACGUGCUGCAGCAGCAGCAGGAGGAACGGCAGGCUCAGUUCGCCCUGCAGCGCGAGCAGCUAGCACAGCAGCGCCUGCAGCUGGAGCAGAUCCAGCAGCUGCAGCAGCAGCUGCAGCAGCAGCUAGAGGAACAGAAGCAGCGGCAGAAGGCCCCCUUCCCCGUGGCCUGCGAGGCACCUGGCCGGGGGCCUCCCCCAGCUGCCCCGGAGCUGGCUCAGAACGGCCAGUACUGGCCCCCUCUGAGCCACACGGCCUUCAUCGCUGUGGCAGGGCCAGAGGGGCCUGGGCAGCCUCGGGAGCCCGGGCUGCAUCGGGGCCUCCCCAGCUCGGCCUCGGACAUGUCGCUGCAGACUGAGGAGCCGUGGGAGGCGGGCCGCAGCGGCAUCAAGAAGCGGCACUCCAUGCCUCGCCUGCGGGAUGCCUGCGAGCCGGAGUCGGGCCCCGAGCCCUGUGCGGUCCGGAGGAUCGCAGACAGCAGCGUGCAGACGGACGACGAGGAGGGCGAGGGCCGCUACCUCCUGACCCGGCGGCGCCGGGCGCGGCGGAGUGCCGACUGCAGCGUGCAGACUGACGACGAGGACAGUGCUGAGUGGGAGCAGCCUGUGCGCCGCCGCCGGUCCCGUCUGUCCCGCCACUCGGACUCCGGCUCCGACAGCAGGCACGAUGCUGCUGCCUCGUCAUCCCCUGCGGCUGCUGCCGCGAAGGCCAUGAGCAGCGUGGGCAUCCAGACCAUCACUGACUGCUCCGUGCAGACGGAGCCCGACCAGCUGCCCAGGGUCUCUCCGGCCAUCCACAUCACAGCCGCAACCGACCCCAAGGUGGAGAUUGUCCGGUACAUCUCGGCGCCAGAGAAGACUGGGCGUGGGGAGAGCCUGGCCUGCCAGACGGAGCCCGAGGGGCAGGCCCAGGGUGUGGCUGGGCCACAGCUGGUAGGGCCGACCGCCAUCGGCCCCUACCUGCCCGGCAUCCAGAUCGUCACCCCUGGGCCCCUGGGCAGAUUCGAAAAAAAGAAGCCGGAUCCCCUGGAGAUUGGAUACCAGGCCCAGCUGCCCCCGGAGUCCCUGUCCCAGCUUGUGAGCCGCCAGCCUCCCAAGUCCCCCCAGGUCCUCUACUCACCGGUCUCACCCCUGUCCCCACACCGGCUCCUGGACACCUCCUUUGCUUCUAGUGAGAGGCUGAACAAGGCUCACGUGAGUCCCCAGAAGCACUUCACGGCUGACAGCGCUCUCCGCCAGCAGACGCUGCCUCGCCCCAUGAAGACCCUGCAGCGGUCCUUGUCCGACCCUAAGCCCCUCAGCCCCACCGCCGAGGAGUCUGCCAAAGAGAGGUUCUCCCUCUACCAGCACCAGGGGGGACUGGGUAGCCAGGUAUGGGCACAGGGGCUGGUCCAGGGUGGGACAGGGGUCUCUGUCUAGCCUGGGGGCCCCACAGGGUGGGGUAUCUCCUGGGGGGGCGGUGGUGGAGUCACCUCCAGCUCCAGAGGCUCAGAGGAAGGAGUUGAGGAUGAGGGCUGGACCUUCCUUCCGUGGAGCCUGCAGCCUGGCAAGGACAUCUGGGCAAAUACACACUCGCACGCUGGCCCCCACAGCCACCCAUCCACACACCACUGGAAACUUCAGCCUUCCCUCAGCACUGCCUCUUCACGGCCCAUACCUGCUCCAGCCCUUACCACAUCCCCACCCCAGACCGGGCCCCUCCCAUUCCAAACCUCUACUGUGGAUGUUGCCUUAGAAAAUCAGCAACACGGACCCAGCUGGACCGCUCCCUACUCCCCAGCCCUGGCCCAGCUGCCAUGGCCCCACAGAAAGCCCAAACCUCUGGGCCUAGCAUUCAAGGUCCAUCCCAAUAGGCUGCAGCGUGCUCUUGGUCUUAUCUUGUCCCCUGCCCUUCUCUGGCCCUCAAUAAAUCACUUACACUCCUGUUUGCUCCCCUAGGCAGGGAACCCUGCAGCAUAAGCCUACCCUUGCCUGUGGCUUUAGUUGCCAAACGGUGCCCUGGGACUGGGCGAGGUGGCCUGCUGUGGGCUGCUGUGCAGGGGGAGAUGGGAGUUGCAAGGGCCCAAUGCCAAGGAUUUUGAGUGCCAGGCUGAGGAGUGUGGGCUUUUCUCAUAGGCCCUUGGAGCCUCUGGAGGUUUUAGGCAGGUGAGAUAGGGCAAGGUGGGUGUUUUUGUUUUUUUUUAAGAUUUUAUCUAUUUGAGAG